GCGGAUUGAUAAUACCGGCAUGUUCUGUUGUGCUAAUGCAUUAGCUGAUGAAAGUUGACAUUUAUCAUUAGGAAUAAUUUUAAAAAUGUUCAGGAAAACAUUGAAAUCAAUCAAAUAUAAAGAUGGAGAUUUGGAAAUUUUGGAUCAACUUUUAUUACCUGCUAAAUCAGAAUAUAAGAAGAUACUUGAUGUAGAAGAGGGAUGGGAAGCAAUUCACAACAUGCAUGUAAUUAUAAUAGUUAUAUAAUAGUAUAUUUGACGUGAUAUGCGUAGUUAGUCUUACACCAAUAAAAUAAUAAUGAUAGGAAUAUUGCUUUAUUAUAAUUGAUUUUUAAAACAUUUUUUUUUCAUACUUUAUUUUUAACACCUUGAAUCUCACAGGUAAGAGGUGCACCAGCUAUUGCAAUCGUAGGAUGCCUCAGCGUCGCUGUAGAACUUUAUCGUAACUCUUUUGAUUCAAAAGAAGAACAACAUGAUUAUCUUACAAAAAAGUUUGAUUAUCUCGUAACAGCUCGACCCACAGCUGUAAAUUUGAUGAAAGAGGCAGAAAUAUUAACUGAAUAUUCCAGUGAAAUGGUGGUGAACAGUGAAUUGUCUACUGAAGACAUGAGGAUUUGUUUAAUCAAGGCAAUAGAGGAUCUACUAAGUAAAGACAUAAAUGAUAACAAAGCUAUUGGAACUUUUGGAGCAGAUGAAAUCCUGAAUGGUCAGGAUAGUCCAUGCAUUAUACUGACUCAUUGUAACACGGGCUCGCUUGCAACAGCUGAUUACGGAACAGCUUUAGGAGUCAUCAGAACUCUUCAUGAGAGGUCUUUAAUUGAAAAGGUGUACUGUACCGAGACGAGACCCUACAUGCAAGGAGCAAGGCUGACAGCCUACGAACUUGUUUACGAAGGAAUUCCAAGUACAUUGAUUUGUGAUAGUGCUGUCGCUGCGUUGUUCAAAAACGCUAAAGUAACUGCAGUUGUGGUUGGUGCUGAUAGAGUCGCAGCAAACGGAGAUACAGCUAAUAAAAUUGGUACUUACCAGAUAGCUGUACUGGCUAGACAUCACAAUGUCCCGUUCUAUGUAUGUGCUCCUCUCAGUUCGAUUGAUUUUGAUAUAAAAUCAGGACUUGAUAUUGUUAUUGAAGAACGGCCUGAAAAGGAAAUGGCAUUUAUUGGCGAUACAAGAAUCGCUGCUCAAGGAAUAACCUGUUGGAAUCCAGCCUUUGAUGUAACACCAGGUUCGUUGAUUAGUGGAAUUGUAACGGAGAAAGGAGUUUUUCAACCAGAUAAAUUAGAAGAUCUUUUGCCGUAUAGCUGACUUGGCAAAAAAAUUAAAUGUCUAAAAUAAAUAUUUUUUAAAUAUCAGUCACACAUAUCAAAAAGAUUAUUGUUUCACUUGUUAAAAUAUUGUAUAUAUAUUUAUGAAAAGAGUUGUUUUUUUAUAUCAAUCAAGAGUCGCAUGAUACUAUAUCAAUUUCUUUUGAACAGAUAUGAAAACUGUUAAGACUGAACGAAGCCUCAUAUAAUGUUAGAAGUAUAUUAUAUAAAUAAAAUUUUAAUUUGAUUGUUUA
Messenger RNA from Nezara viridula (southern green stink bug), 1558 nucleotides. The record is from the annotation of a GenBank genome assembly. NCBI's taxonomy places the organism in Eukaryota, Metazoa, Arthropoda, Insecta, Hemiptera, Pentatomidae.